Messenger RNA from Dibothriocephalus latus, 354 nucleotides. NCBI's taxonomy places the organism in Eukaryota, Metazoa, Platyhelminthes, Cestoda, Diphyllobothriidea, Diphyllobothriidae. The record is from the annotation of a GenBank genome assembly.
AUGUCCAUCCUGGAGCUUACUGUCACUGCUCCGCGACUGCAAGCCUACGGAAAGGACUGGCAGUUGGCUGUACCCGGCAGCUACAAACCUCAACGUCCCCUUAUUCGCAUGGCCGGAGUCAAGAAUUGCCUUACCGUGAUGACCUCAAAACAGCAUCCACGUCGACUGACUAUCUUGGGUUCAAACGGCCAAAACUAUGUCUUCCUAUUAAAGGGUCAUGAGGACACACGGCAGGAUGAACGAAUCAUGCAAUUCUUCGGAUUGGUCAACACCCUUCUCAUGAGUGAGCCGGAAACACUCCGUCGGAAUCUGACGUACGCACCUGUCCUAUCGUCCCAAUCUUUUGCCAAUUUC